Molecule: messenger RNA, 399 nt
Organism: Panicum hallii
Lineage: Eukaryota; Viridiplantae; Streptophyta; Magnoliopsida; Poales; Poaceae
Product: RING-H2 finger protein ATL5-like
Exons: 2
Coding region: 1-399 (132 amino acids)
Source: RefSeq, a predicted model, not a curated record
AUGGCGACGCCCUCGUUCAUCAUGCCGACGAAGCAGCCCUCGCGCAGGCCCAGCAGCCUGGCGACGCUGGCGAGCACGACCACGACGUCGGCGAUGACAGCGGCGAGGGCCUGUGGCGGAGGCGGCGGCGGCCUUCUCCAUUGGACGGCUCCCAGGUUCCUGGGGUGGAAGGUAAAUGGAACACCGUCCACCCCGGUCGGGGCGUUCCGCGCGGGCGACCGGUGCAGGGUGCUGCCGCGGUGCGGGCACCGGUUCCACGCGGAGUGCGUGGACUCGUGGCUGCGCAAGAGCCGGCGGUGCUACGUCUGCCGCGCCGAGGCGGUCCUGCAGCGCAAGCACGCCGGCGCGGUGGCCGAGGCCGCCACCACCGUGGAGGUCGUUACUGAAAGUGGACGGUAG